UCAACUGACCUUCAAACCCAUCCCGAUAACAAACUGCAAACACAGAAACAUCCAAUUAAGCAUUACAAUCCUGAAAAUGUUUUUGUUGUGUACAGUCUUUUUAGCAACAAUCCUUAACUUCAACAACUGUAAUUGUCUUCUUCCGGUUACCACUUGCGGUACCACUAUAUACACAAAAACGGGAACUUUCUCUCCACCCACAUUUUAUAAACCCAACAACAGCAACCCCGAAACUUGCAAAUGGCGCAUUCUCACAUCUCCGGAUGAAAAAAUCACCCUCAACAUAACACAACUCGACAUCAAAAAGACACCCAGUUGCAUUUCGGGGUAUGUUGAAGUACGAGAUGGCCUCUGGGAGGAUUCUCCUCUUCUUGGAAAAUUCUGUGGACGGGGUACUCUAGAUUCCGUUACCUCCACGAAAAACAAAAUGUUAAUUUCGUACGUACACAAAGCGGGUUAUAGAGGUUUUUUCGCAAACUAUGAAGCUACCUGUGGGGGAGAAGUGUACGUGCGAAAUGAGUUUGUUUUGCACUCGAGCCACCCUCAGGAAAAGUACCCCCUUAACAGAAAGUGCGUUUGGAAAGUAAUAGUACCGGACUUCCACCAAGUGGUACUGAGCUUCCAGAAAUUCAAAAUAGAACACCACGAUCAGUGUUUGUUUGAUUAUGUGGAGGUUGACGAUUCGAAUGGUACUUCUCGUGGGAGGUUUUGUGGGGACGUACUUCCAGGUAAUGUUACUUCGUCUUCGAACAACCUUACGAUUAAAUUGGUGUCAGAUGCCUCUGUUCAAAAGGAAGGUUUUUCUGUUUUUAUUAUGGCGGAGUUUGAUGAAUGCACAACUCUGCUGCACGACUGUGCCCAAGAGUGCAUUAAUACCAUUGGUACAUACAAAUGUGCCUGUAGAAAAGGAUACGAAUUACACCCUGACGGGAAAAACUGUGAAGUUGCCUGUGGUGGUCCUCUUAAAGCACUGAAAGGUGUGAUUCAAUCGCCAUCUUUUCCUAAUAAAUACCCCCCAAAUAAACGCUGUAGUUGGGAAAUUGUUGCUCGUGUCGACCGUGUCGUACUUUUCAAUUUCACUCAUUUUGAUAUAGAAGGACACAAUAGGACACACUCGAUUAAAGAAAGGUGCGAAAAGGACAGGCUGGAAUUUUUUGGCGAAAGUGAAAAUGUAACAAAACACUUAGGUACUUACUGUGGGAGUAGACUACCAGUUCCGCUUAUAUCUGAAAGUACCAGGACGAAGAUUGUCUUUUUUUCGGAUAAUACUAUUGAAAGAAAAGGGUUUGCUUUAGAAUAUUUCAUAAUUAGAGAUAAAUGUGACAAGUUUAAAGGUAACUGUCACCACGGGUGUGUUAAUGUGGUUACAGGUCGUAAGUGUCUUUGUCCAGAAAUGUACGUUACCAUGGAUUCCGUCAACUGUAGAAAAGGCUGUCAUUACGAAAUUUCUUCUACUUCAGGAACAAUUUUUAGUCCUAAUUAUCCCGGCAGCUACUACAAUAAUGCAAACUGCACUUGGAAAUUUAAAACUACACCAGGCCAUAGAAUACAAAUCAGUUUUCUUGAUGUACAAACUGAAAACUGUCACGAUUACAUUAAUGUUUAUGAUGAUUAUUCAUCAAGUGUGCGCAUUUUGGGAAAACUUUGUGGUACUAGAACAGGCAUCACUGGAUUGUCCACGAAAAAUGAACUAUAUGUCAAUUUUAUAUCAGACGGUUCGAAUGUUUAUCAAGGUUUCAAAGCGACAUAUUCGUCUCUAUGUGGUGUUCGUCUCUAUGUGGUGGUACUCUGACCGCUACCAUCACCGAAAAUUAUAUCUAUUCUCACGAUACGUAUCGUCUUUCGAAUUACUACAACAAUACUGACUGUGUUUGGACUAUAAAGGCAAAUUCCGGGUAUUACGUAAAUCUGUCAGUUGAAGUUCUCGAAAUUGAAGGUGUUUCUGAUUGUUCUCUCGAUUUUAUGGAAAUUCGAGAGGGUCAUAUUUCACGUGGAAAAUACUGUGGUGUUAACAAACCUGAUGAAGAAUUGCUAUCGAGUAGUAAUUUUACGGUAACAUUUCACACAGAUUAUCUUAGAGAAGCAAGAGGUUUUCGACUAAUGUAUAAAGCCGUACGAGUUGAAGAAGUUCGUGUUAAUUAAUUGCCCGCUUUUUGUUACAAGUUUAUUUGAAUAAAGUUAUUCAUUCAUA
Zophobas morio is the source of this 2191-nucleotide messenger RNA. Its product is annotated as protein tolkin-like. The transcript has 3 exons. The record is from RefSeq and is a predicted model, not a curated record. Lineage: Eukaryota; Metazoa; Arthropoda; Insecta; Coleoptera; Tenebrionidae. Gene Ontology annotation, molecular function: metalloendopeptidase activity; calcium ion binding. The coding region runs from base 77 to 1792 and encodes 571 amino acids.